This is a messenger RNA of Oryza brachyantha (malo sina), 792 nucleotides long. RefSeq names its product protein SKIP34. The record is from RefSeq and is a predicted model, not a curated record. The transcript has 2 exons. Lineage: Eukaryota; Viridiplantae; Streptophyta; Magnoliopsida; Poales; Poaceae. The coding region runs from base 189 to 518 and encodes 109 amino acids.
AUGUGAAGCCCAUGGGACAACGAGAGUGAGGACGACGCGACGAGGAGUCCAUUAGAGGGGGAAACGAAUCCACCAUCACUACCACCCACCCACCACGAAGCCCACCAACUCCUCCGCCUCCGGCCGCGACCCAGGCCCGACGCGACGCGGCGCCGCGAGGACCGGCCGGAGGAGGGAAGCGGGGGGGCAUGUGCGAGGGGAGGCGGCUGGCCGACGCGCGGCGGCCGGUGUCGGCGGCGGCGGAGCUGCGGAGGAGGGAGGCCGCGGCGGACGCGCAGCUGGCGGCGGCGCGGGCGCGGCUGGCCGAGGCGCUGGCGGAGCUGGAGCGGGCCCGGGCGCGCGCCGCCGAGCUGCAGCGCCGCCUCGAGGAGACGUACGGGAAGCGGCGCGGGCUGAAGCGGGUGGCCGCCGCCGCGCGGGAGCGGAUCCAGGAGACCCGCGCGCGCCUCCAGGAGCGGCCGCAGCCGGAGCCUCCAGCCGGAUCCGAUCCCGCCGCCGCGUCUUCCUCCGCCUCCUAGGAGGGACGGCGGUUGGUGUCAUGGUGCGAGCUGUUGCUGCAGAAUGAUCAGCUGAUCGAGUGGCUUAAUUUUUCAGAUACAGAGGGAGCUUAGGCUUUGUGUAAUAUACAUAUCACGAGUAGUGUUGAUUAUCAGAGACUGAGAUGGUGGUGGUAAUUUAGCGGUAGAAACAUUCUAAUCCAUAAUAAAGAAAAACAUUCUAAUCCUUCAAGGUCACGAAGAUUUUGGUUUUUUUUUUUUUGGUAAUCUAGCUUUUUUUUUUGGUUUUACGCUA